Molecule: messenger RNA, 1277 nt
Organism: Acanthochromis polyacanthus (spiny chromis)
Lineage: Eukaryota; Metazoa; Chordata; Actinopteri; Pomacentridae
Product: kallikrein-6-like
Exons: 6
Coding region: 38-811 (257 amino acids)
Biological process (GO): proteolysis
Molecular function (GO): serine-type endopeptidase activity
Source: RefSeq, a predicted model, not a curated record
UUACUGUAGUUCAGUCAUUGGAGGAUCAGUGACAGAGAUGGCUCGUCUCACCUUUCUCCUUCUCCUGUGGGUCGGUGUUGCAGUGAGCACAGUGGUAGAUCUGCAGAAGAGAAUCAUCAGAGGUACACCAUGUGAUCGUCCGUACCAUGUCAGACUUAGAGGAGUUGCUCCUAACGGGGCUUCCAACUUGUGUGGAGGCUCUCUGAUCAGUGAACGGUGGAUUCUGACUGCUGCUCACUGCCUCAAGCCAGGAAGGACCAUGUUUGCAUAUUUAGGUGCAGGUGCUGCUGUUCGACCAGUCCAAAUCACAGCAAAUCCUGAGAUCUACCGCGACAACCGCAACAGACAACAUGACCUCAUGCUGCUGCAGCUACCUGGAAACUCUGGCAUUCAGCCUGUACCCCUUCCUCGUUGUGGAACUCAACCCAGAAUUUCUGAGACUGUGGAGAUACAAGGACAUGCUGCCAUCGUUGCGGGCCGGAAUAAUCAAAGGAUACCUGCUGAAGUACCAGAUCUCCACUGUGCAGACAUCCCAGUUGUUGACUGUACAAACUUCAGACGUGGUUUGCAGAGAAGUGCCCCUAACUUUUACCAAAACCAUGGGUACCAAGACUGGUUCUGUGGUCAAAGCCCUACAGUGGAUAUAUGUGCUGGAGACUCUGGUGGAGGAGUGGUGUAUCAAGGCAAGAUCUACGGUGUCAUUUCUUUUACUGGAAAUGGUGGCACAGCAUGUGCUGCACCAGCUGCUUUCAUGAACCUCUGCAAUCCUGAGUACAAUGCUUGGAUCGCUAGGAUCCGAACAACUGGAUAAAAAGCUUUAAGGUGUGGCUAACUGUAAACAGACUAAAAUGCUGUCAUGAUAUAUAUAUAUAGCUUUAGAUUGCUCAUUUGUCUUUCUGCACAGUACAAUUUGGUGGUCAGAGGUCAAAGUCGAGUAAAAUGCCAAAGAGGAUAAAAUGAUGAAAAAGUCAACUCCACUGUGACAUCUCAGUGUUCUGCGGAAACACUUUUAUGAUCUUUAUUCAAUGCCUUAACUUUGGAGCAGCAGCAGACAUGGUGGUCAUAUUUCACAUUUGAUCAUAUAUUGAAUUGUUGUCACUGAUCCUUGAUGUCCAUUUAAACUCUGGUGAUUGUAGAGAUCUUCUCUGCUGCCAGGUUGAAGAUUUGUGUGAAGCAUUUACACAUUAGUAAUUCUAGCUUCUUCUGCAGCCAUUUUCACACUUGAAGGCUUAAGUCUAAUAAUUCUGCAUUCAGCUUAAAUAAAAAAUGUAUCUGCA